Messenger RNA from Archocentrus centrarchus (flier cichlid), 915 nucleotides. RefSeq lists its product as uncharacterized. Gene Ontology annotation, cellular component: external side of plasma membrane. The coding region runs from base 1 to 915 and encodes 304 amino acids. Lineage: Eukaryota; Metazoa; Chordata; Actinopteri; Cichliformes; Cichlidae. The transcript has 7 exons. Gene Ontology annotation, molecular function: transmembrane signaling receptor activity. The record is from RefSeq and is a predicted model, not a curated record. Gene Ontology annotation, biological process: immune response; cell surface receptor signaling pathway.
AUGAAGGCUGCAUCUGUUUCUCUGCUCCUUGGUGUGUGUGUGCUGCUGCUGUCUGUACUGACUGUUUCUGCAGUCUCUCUGUCUGUCAGUCCAAACCUUCAGCAGUUCUUCAGUGGAUCUUCUUCAGUGUCUCUGAGCUGUGUUGAUGAUGGACAGACAGUUGAUGGAUGGGCAGUGAGGAGGAGAAGAGGAGGACUCACGGAGGACUGUGGAGUAACUAAAGGCUUUGGGACGGUUCCUGAAUCCGCCUGUGUGCUGGACCUCUCCAUAUCCUCUGGUGGAAUUUUCUUCUGUGAAAACUCUUCUGGACAGCAGAGCAAUGAAGUCUCCAUCAGUGUUUCAGAUGAUUCUCUGAUCCUGGAGAUCCCUGCACUUCCUGUGAGGACAGGAAGUGACAUCACCCUGCAUUGUAGACAUAGGGAUUUUGACACAGUUGCAGCUUAUUUCAUUUUUAAUGGAAGUAAUGUUGGAUCUGGACGUAAAUCAGAGCACACCAUCACUAACAUCCAGCAGUCUGAUGAGGGUCUCUACUCAUGUUCCACUGAUACAUUUGGAUCAUCUCCUCAGAGCUUUCUGAGGGUCAGAGCUCUUCCUCCUCAUGUACAGAGCACCACAGCCUGCACCUCUCCUGGUAUUUCUGCUCCUCCCUCCUCUCCCACAGCCCUCCCUCCUCCUCAUGUCUCCUCCUCCAUCAUUCCAGUUGUAGCAGGUCUGGUUUCUGUGGUUCUUCUGGUUCUGGUUGGAGUUCUGAUCUUCUACAGGAAACUAAAAGGAGGUCAGAGGGCAGACUCUGUGGGGUUUAGUGGUAACGGCUGUGAAGAACCUGCAGUGAAGUGUUUGAGAGUGAAGUGGAACAUCUGCCUCUGCUACCUGGAUUCAGCCCACACCCCUAUCAAUGUUAAUAGCAAACCGUGA